Molecule: messenger RNA, 465 nt
Organism: Parnassius apollo (apollo)
Lineage: Eukaryota; Metazoa; Arthropoda; Insecta; Lepidoptera; Papilionidae
Source: the annotation of a GenBank genome assembly
AUGUUGAAUGAAAACACAGAAGAAAAGAUAGAGACAGACGAAGAAAUAGAGACGUAUAUAUUACAUGAAGAAACAUGGCAGAUAGUAAAAAAGAAUCCCAAAAAAUCACGUGUAAGUCUUGUAAGUUCCGCAGUUACACAAAAUGAUUCUCCAUCGACAUCAACUGAAAAUGACAGUAGAAAUGAAUUGGUAGUGCCAUUAUCGUUAUCAUAUGUUCCAAAUAGUCUAAAAGCAAUUUGUAUUGAUAUGAUCAAUAAUUACAUACAUUCAUUAGUCCAAGAUAUUGGUUCGGAAUCGCCAGAUCUAUGCAUUUUUGGUGAAAAUUUGAGAAGUUGCGAAGAAAAUUUAUCGUUUAUAGCACAUGAUGAAAAAGAUUUAUCUGUUUGUUUACAAACACAAAAUCUACUUUGGAAAAUUUCUCCAAGUGGGGUAAAAUUGACUGCAAACAGUUCUCCUAAAAAUUAG